AUGCUACUCAGCGAGGGUCGACCGAUCUCCUAUCGGGCCCUAAGCACGUCGCUAGAUGUCCACGUCAACAGAGCUAAAGGUAUGCUCUUCGAUUUCCAUCAAUAUCAGAAUGAACUUCAGUCAGACUCGAUCCACGCUACAUACCUGGUUUCCGGGAUUGUUGCCGCAGCAGAUAGGAUAUCAGAUGUUACCGACAUAAAUAGCUCGUCUCCCCAAUCAGAAAACUUAGCACGAACGGUUGGCAACAGGAAGCUGACACUCGUUGGGGAAGAAAAUUUGCGAGGUUUGCCUCCGCCCUCAUUCCACAAAGAACUCAUUCUUAACAACCGAACAGAUGCUUUAGAAAUGUAUACAAGCGUAACGUCAAUUCAUAUGUAUGGUUUGUCACCGAGCACGAUGAAAGACUUUUGGGUCUAUGAAGAGGCGGUAAACAAGAGUGAUGUUUUGGUAGACAACCGCAAGCAAGUUGGACUUCACGACAAGUGCGGAACUAUUCGCAAUCCACAUAUGCGUUUACGAGAUCAAAAAUCACAGCUCGGCUCGUUUUCUUCUGGUUACGGGCACUCAGUAAAGCAAGGAGAAAGCGGACAGGCCAUCCCUGGCACAGGAAAGGGAAUAGAGCCACAGCGGCAGGGCAAACAACCUGUUACAAAAAGGAAAGAGGUUUUCAGCACCUCAAAUCGAUCCGCACCAAAGACAAUUCUCCAGUCUUUCGCAAAGACAUCUACCAAUACCUCUGCAAAAUCUAUGCAGCAUGUAGAGCAAGCUGACGAGCACACCACUGUACUUUCUGAUGAUGGAGAGCCCGAUGACUCCGACGCUUUACCUUCCAAGUCCGGUUCGGUGUUGCAUUCCAAGAUGAGGUCGCGCAAGGACAGAGAAGACGAUUUAAGGCGCAUGAUGGAGGAGGAGGAUUGUGAGGAAGAACAGGGUGAACCAAUUGAGUUCACACCAAAAGCUGAAGCGGAGGAGAGUUUAGACCCUGAGGCUUCACCUGACGCAGAGCCCGAAACAGAGAUGCUCUCAACAGAACAGGCCUACAAGGAACCUUCGGAGACCAUUUCUAGUUCCGGAGACGGCCGGAGACGAGGCAAGCGUCGGGUGCUGAAGAAGAAACGAAUUUUGGAUGAUCAAGGGUACAUGGUCACGAUUCAAGAACAAGGAUGGGAGUCGUUUUCUGAGGAUGAGAUUGGUCCACCGGUGAAAAAGUCAACGCCACCAGCAAUACCCCCAUCAUCGUCCGCCAAGACGAAGAAAACAUCGACCAAAGGCUCCCAAGGCAGUAUUAUGUCGUUUUUUGCUAAGAAAUGA
Metarhizium album ARSEF 1941 is the source of this 1311-nucleotide messenger RNA. RefSeq names its product DNA polymerase subunit Cdc27. The transcript is spliced from 4 exons. Bases 1 to 1311 code for a protein of 436 amino acids. Gene Ontology annotation, molecular function: DNA-directed DNA polymerase activity. Gene Ontology annotation, biological process: DNA replication; nucleotide-excision repair, DNA gap filling; DNA synthesis involved in UV-damage excision repair. Gene Ontology annotation, cellular component: delta DNA polymerase complex; nucleus. The record is from RefSeq and is a predicted model, not a curated record. Lineage: Eukaryota; Fungi; Ascomycota; Sordariomycetes; Hypocreales; Clavicipitaceae.